UAACACCUCCAUAAUCUUUUUCCCUCCCAACCACUAAUAAUCACAAAAACUUUUCAACAUCUACAAUUACAAAUAACACAACUUUUAUUCUCUCCCCUCUUGAAUUUCUCCUCAAGAAAUGGAACCUCAAAAUCCUCCUCCUCACGUAGUGAUCAUCCCAACACCGGGGAUGGGACACCUUAUCCCCCUUGUAGAAUUUGCUAAGAGAAUCCUACAACUUACUCCUUUAUUACAAUUCUCCUUUAUUGUCCCUACCGAAGGGCCGCCAACGCGGGCCCAAAAGGCCGUGUUGGCGGCCCUUCCCGAGGACCGGGCCUCCUCCUCUUUCCUUCCUCCUGUUAACCUCGACGACUUGCCCGAUGACGCCAAGAUUGAGACUAGGAUUAGUCUCACUUUUGUCCGGUCCCUUCCGGCCAUCCGGACCCAUUUAAGGGACCUUCAAGAAUCGCAACACAAACUUGUCUCCCUAGUUGUUGACCUCUUUGGAACCGACGCCUUUGACGUUGCUCGCGAGUUUGGGAUGAAGCCGUAUCUUUUUUACCCUUCUACGGGUAUGUGUUUGUCGUUCUUCUUUCAUUUACCGUUACUUGAUGCUCAAGUUACCUGUGAGUAUAGGGACAUGCAAGAACCGCUUGAAUUACCUGGUUGUACUCCGGUUUAUGGAAAAGACCUUUUAGCCCCGGUCCAGGAUAGAAAAGAUGAUGCUUAUAAAUGGACUCUUCAUCAUGUCAACAGGUAUAAACUAGCCGAUGGUAUUUUCGUAAAUUCUUUUAACGAAUUAGAGGAAGGGGCUUUAAAAUACUUGCAAAGUCCUGAACCGGGGAGGCCCCCGGUUUACCCUGUUGGACCGCUGGUUCAAACCGGUUCAAGUGAUGAUAAAGUUGAUGAGUGUGAAUCUGUGAAGUGGUUGGAUGAGCAGCCACGUGGCUCAGUUUUAUUCGUUUCUUUUGGGAGUGGUGGGACCCUUUCAUUGAACCAGAUAACUGAGCUAGCUCAUGGUUUGGAGAUGAGUGAGCAAAGGUUUUUAUGGGUUGUACGGAGUCCGAACGACGAAACUCUUAAUGCUACGUACUUUAGCGUCGAAGGGGAUAAAAAAAACCCACUAGACUUUUUACCUGAAGGGUUUUUGGAAAGGACUAAAGAGAGGGGUCUAGUAAUCCCAACGUGGGCCCCACAAAUCAAAGUCCUGAGCCACGCGGCAACCGGCGGAUUUUUAACCCAUUGUGGAUGGAACUCGAUUCUAGAAAGUGUAGUUCAUGGGGUGCCUUUAAUUACGUGGCCACUUUAUGCCGAGCAGAAGAUGAACGCGGUAAUGCUAAACGAGGGUAUGAAGAUCGCACUAAGGCCUAAAGCUGACGAGAAAGGACUAAUUGGUCGAGGGGAGAUUGGAAUGGUGGUUAAAGGUCUAAUGGAAGGCCAAGAAGGGAAGACAAUCCGAAAUCGGAUGAAUGAGUUGAAGGAAGCAGCAAAUAGAGUGGUUGGGGAAAAUGGUUCAUCCACAAAGGCACUUUCUGAAGUGGUUCAAAAGUGGAAAUCUCACUAAAUAAAAGUCAUCAUGUUGCAUAAAGAAAACAAGUAAAAAGAUUCAUCCAUUACUUUAGUAGUGCGUGUGAAUGUACAAACUUUUUUCUACUUUAUUGUUUAUCUCUUUAAUAUCUAAUAUUAAUACCUAAUAAUAUUAGAGGUUGCAGCCCUGUAAAAUAAUCUCGGUGAAAGAUUCUCCAAUGGUUAUAUCUAAUAUUAAUACUCCAUACUUAAUAAUAUUAGAGGUUGCGACAUGUAAAAUAGUUCUGGUGGAAGAUUCUCCUCUGGUUAUCGUAGUUUUUGAGUCAUAUUCUUAGUGUGUAAGUGGACGAGAUUGUACAAAGUAUUUAAUUACAUUGUAUAUUGUAAUAAGUUUGAUUUGUUUGGGGAUUAAUCAUUAUAAAUUGGAAUUGUUUUGUUGUGAA
Molecule: messenger RNA, 1949 nt
Organism: Spinacia oleracea (spinach)
Lineage: Eukaryota; Viridiplantae; Streptophyta; Magnoliopsida; Caryophyllales; Amaranthaceae
Product: hydroquinone glucosyltransferase
Exons: 1
Coding region: 119-1543 (474 amino acids)
Molecular function (GO): UDP-glycosyltransferase activity
Source: RefSeq, a predicted model, not a curated record